Molecule: messenger RNA, 1370 nt
Organism: Aspergillus candidus
Lineage: Eukaryota; Fungi; Ascomycota; Eurotiomycetes; Eurotiales; Aspergillaceae
Product: TFIIH/NER complex subunit TFB4
Exons: 2
Coding region: 114-1289 (391 amino acids)
Biological process (GO): regulation of DNA-templated transcription; nucleotide-excision repair
Cellular component (GO): transcription factor TFIIH core complex; transcription factor TFIIH holo complex
Source: RefSeq, a predicted model, not a curated record
ACCUAUAUUACCCACCCUCCCAUCACUAUAGCCUAUGUUCUACCCUCUGCAACCAUCUUCACCUUAAGAAGCCCCCCACCAUAGAGCCCAGCUCUCCUACCCAACCACGAAGAAUGAACGCCGUAGAUGCGACAGAGCACUACGAAACCAGCGCACGCGAUCCAGCCCCCGCCCUCCUAACCGUAAUCCUCGACACCAACCCGCGCGCCUGGGCCCUCCUCGAAGACUCCCUCCCCCUCUCCCAAGCAAUAGCCAACAUCCUCGUCUUCCUCAACGCCCACCUAGCCUGCAACUACGCCAACGAAGUCGCCGUCGUCGCAUCGCACAACCAAAAAGCCACCUGGCUCUACCCAUCAGGUCACCACAACCCGACCCCGCAACCCAGCGAUGGCACGACCGACAGAGACGGGGACGUCGCCAUGAACGGGCCAGUCCCCGAAGGCACCAGCAAGGCACCGAACCCCGGAAAUGGCACCACCGGGACAGAAAUGAACAAAUACCGCCCCUUCCGCAUCGUCGAGGAACAAGUCACCCAGAACCUGCGGCACCUGCUCGAGUCCACCACCGGCGCCGACGUGCAAGCCACAUCCUCGACGAUGAUGGCCGGCGCCCUCACCCUAGUACUCAGCCACAUCAACCGGCGCACGAUCGCCUGGAAUGAAGCCCACGGGGGCGACACAUCCGGCCCGGCAGGCAGCGGCGACCGCCCCGGCGGCAGCGGCAGCGGGCCAGCCACAACCGACGCAGAGAGCCUGCAGUCUCGAAUCCUCAUCAUCUCCGUAAGCAGCUCAACCGACUCCGCCCACCAAUACAUCCCCAUCAUGAACGGGAUCUUCGCCUGCCAACGACUACACAUCCCCAUCGACGUAUGCAAACUCAGCGGCGACGCCGUCUUCCUGCAACAAGCGUCAGACGCCACAAAAGGCAUCUACAUGUCGUUAACAGAGCCCCGCGGCCUCCUCCAAUACCUAAUGAUGGCAUUUCUACCCGACCAGCGCUCCAGACGACACCUGGUGCAGCCGACACGGGUGGACGUCGAUUUCCGCGCGGCGUGUUUCUGUCAUCGGCGGGUUGUGGACGUGGGGUUUGUGUGCUCGGUCUGCCUGAGUAUCUUUUGUGAGCCGCCUGCGAAUGGCGAUUGUUUGACCUGUGGGACGAGGCUGGAUGUUGGUGAGUAUGGGGCUAGGCCGGCUGUUGUCGCGAGGAAGAAGACGAAGAAGAAGAAGGUUAGGGGGGGUGGGCCUUCGGGGGCGGCUACGCCGACGCCUACGCCUACGCCGGGCCCUUGAUUGGGACUUUGACUGGGACGUUGACUGGGACAUUUAUUGGGGCAUUGAUGGGGACAUUGAUUGGCAGAUUUUGCACCCGUU